Messenger RNA from Linum trigynum, 1429 nucleotides. The record is from the annotation of a GenBank genome assembly. NCBI's taxonomy places the organism in Eukaryota, Viridiplantae, Streptophyta, Magnoliopsida, Malpighiales, Linaceae.
GAUAACAAACUGUUGAUAUGACUUGAAUCGGAUUAUCAGCCAGAAGGAUUCGAGGUUCCUGGAAAAGAAGACUAUGUUUGUAAGCUGAAGAAGUCCUUGUAUGAACUUAAGCAGUCUCCGAGGCAGUGGUACAAGAGAUUUGACAGUUACAUGCUUGAGCUGGGCUAUAGCAGAAGUCCAUAUGAUUGUUGUGUGUAUCACAACAAGGUGGAAGAUGGUUCGAUGAUCUAUCUUGUUCUGUAUGUGGAUGAUAUGCUCAUAGCUGCGAGGUCGAAGUCUGAUAUCCAGAAGUUAAAGGGGCUUCUCAGUGCUGAGUUUGAGAUGAAGGAUUUGGGAGCUGCUCAGAAGAUCUUGGGUAUGGAGAUUUACAGGGACAGGUCGAAGAAGAAGCUUUUCUUGUCACAGAAGAGCUACAUCCAGAAGAUACUGUCGAGGUUUGGCAUGUCUUCAGCAAAGCCCUUAAAUACUCCUAGUGCUUCAAAUGUUCAUCUAUCCUCAGCUUAUGCACCACAGUCGGAGGCUGAGAAGGAGUACAUGUCGAGAGUCCCAUAUGCUAGUGCAGUAGGUAGCUUGAUGUACGCUAUGGUAUGCACUAGACCUGAUCUUGCACAUGCUGUUAGUGUUGUCAGCAGGUUUAUGAUACAACCUGGGAAGGAGCAUUGGCAGGCUGUGAAGAGGAUCUUCCGGUACCUUAAGGGUACACCUGAUGUGGGGAUUAGCUUCGGAAGUGAUACAGAGUGCUUGGUGUCUGGGUAUUCUGACUCGGACUAUGCUGGAGAUGUUGACACGAGGAGAUCGAUGACCGGUUAUGUAUUCACUCUUGGGAGUUCUGUAGUGAGCUGGAAGGCAACUUUGCAGUCGGCGGUGACAUUGUCUACUACUGAGGCAGAGUAUAAUGCGUUGACAGAAGCUGCUAAGGAGGGAAUAUGGUUGAAAGGACUGGUUGGUGAUCUUGGUCUACAUCAUGAUCAGGCAGUGGUGUAUUGCGACAGUUUGAGUGCAAUAUGCUUGGCCAAGGAUCAAGUCCACCAUGAGAGGACUAAGCACAUCGAUGUGAGGUAUCAUUUCUUGAGGACAGAGAAGAGGAUUAAGGUGAAGAAGGUUGGCACCGCGGAUAAUCCUGCUGAUAUGUUCACGAAGCCGGUUCCACAUGGCAAGUUCCAACACUGCUUGGACUUGCUGAAUGUCUUGAGUGGGUGACUCCGCCCUGCGGGGCAUUGAUGGCGGGAGAGAGAGAUAGAAGGAGCAGAGUACAUCAGAGAUUUCAGAGGAAGAGGAUUCAAGUCAAGGUGGAGAUUUGUUGAUAUGACUUGAAUCGGAUUAUCAGCCGCUACGACUGGUAAUCGGGGGUCUCGCUGACCGUUUCCUUUGCUAGAUUGGAUUAGGUUUAGACCCACAUGGAGAAGUACUAUAAAUACUUCUCAUACUC